AAGUUCAACCAGGAUGUGGCUAAAACUGUUCCUCUUCGAACUAUCACUAAUAAUUGUCACGCACUGUUCGGAGGACAAUAGUAUUGCCGACUUCGGAUACGAGCUGACGAUGGCCAGUUUAGACGCGAUCAAUUCCAACAUUCAAUCGAUGGGUUCUAAAAUGGCGGCUCUUCAGCGGACUCAGGGAGCUAUCGAAAAAACGGUAACCAGAGUGGCGUCCUUGCAGCAAACAUUGCCGCCGGCAGAGGUGAUGAACGAUGUUCUGAAAUUGGUGGCCGAUCAAUUUCGCACCCAAUUUCCACGUUCCUGCGAUGUCGAAGACCGUCGGCCCGGGCUUCGGAAGAUACGUCCCCAAGUGGGGUUCGGCAGUCCGAUGGAAGUCCUGUGUGACCAAGACUACAAAGGUGGCGGUUGGACCGUGAUACAGAAUCGUUACGAUGGAUCAGUUUCCUUUUAUCGUGGUUGGAACGAUUACGUGAACGGUUUCGGAGAUUUGCAAGGUGAAUUUUGGCUAGGGUUGAACAAGAUUCACGAAUUAACUUACACGAAACGCCACGAACUGCACAUUGUGAUGGAAGACUUCGAGGGAGAGAUUAAAGUGGCUAAAUAUGACAAUUUCAUGGUGAGUGGAUCGGAGGAAGGUUUUAUGCUGAAAAGUUUUGGGACGUUUGACGGAACUGCGGGUGACUCAUUUAGUGAGUUAAUCGGUAUGAAGUUUACGACCCUAGAUAAGGACAACGAUAAGAGCGGCAAGAAUUGUGCCGUUACUCGCAUUGGAGCAUGGUGGUAUAGGGAUUGCACAGAAAGCAACCUGAAUGGAUUAUAUAUUAGAAAAUAUGACUUAAGAUCGAUGCGCUGGUGGACAUUUAAGGAAGAUAACGGAUUGAAACGCUCCCGCAUGAUGAUUCGAGCAACAAAUUCAUCUCGAGGAUUGUAACUAGUGAUGAAACGGAUAUUGGUUUGGCCGAAUGCCGCAUACCUGAUAUCCGGAUAUUCGGAUCUUUGCGAAUACGAAACUGGGAGAAACUGCAUGUGUGCAUGAAGCAGAUGAACGAUUACAUUUUAGGGAGAAAUAAACAUAUUUUUACAUUAAAAUAAUGAACGAUAGUUAAAUUUUCCGUUUAGAAUCAAUAUCCUAAUAAAGGUCGAAAGAAUCUUAAAUAUAUUGUUUUCUGAUAAGGAUUUUCUACUACAGAUUUUUGUGGAUAUAUUGGAAUAAUUUUUCAAUACUGGAAGAGUAGAAGUAAGGACUACGAAAUUAAAUAUGCAAAGAUUCUUUGCAUUCAAGACUAAAAAAACAUGAAACCUCUGAGAGAGAGUACCAUUUAUUUCACUACAAAUCAAAAAGAAAAAAUGGGUGGGUUAUAUAUAUAAUAUAACCGCAAGAUUGAC
Molecule: messenger RNA, 1392 nt
Organism: Toxorhynchites rutilus septentrionalis
Lineage: Eukaryota; Metazoa; Arthropoda; Insecta; Diptera; Culicidae
Product: microfibril-associated glycoprotein 4-like
Exons: 3
Coding region: 14-937 (307 amino acids)
Source: RefSeq, a predicted model, not a curated record